Molecule: messenger RNA, 3268 nt
Organism: Nomascus leucogenys (northern white-cheeked gibbon)
Lineage: Eukaryota; Metazoa; Chordata; Mammalia; Primates; Hylobatidae
Product: zinc finger protein 676
Biological process (GO): negative regulation of transcription by RNA polymerase II
Molecular function (GO): DNA-binding transcription repressor activity, RNA polymerase II-specific
Source: RefSeq, a predicted model, not a curated record
UCGGCUUCCGGGCUGUGGUCGGUCCUUUGUCUCUCGCUGCAGCCGGAGGUCAAGGUCUUGUCCUUACUGCUGUGUGUCCUCUGCUCCUAGAGGCCCAGCCUUUGUGGCCCUGUGACCUGCGGGUAUUGGGAGAUCCACAACUAAGUCGCCAGGACCCCCUGGAAGCCUAGAAAUGGGAUCAUUAACAUUUAGGGAUGUGGCCAUAGAAUUAUCUCUGGAGGAGUGGCAAUGCCUGGACACUGCACAGCAGAAUUUAUAUAGAAAUGUGAUGUUAGAGAACUACAGAAACCUGGUCUUCCUGGGUAUUGCUGCCUUUAAGCCAGACCUGAUCAUUUUUCUGGAACAAGGAAAAGAGCCCUGGAAUAUGAAGAGACAUGAGAUGGUGGAAGAACCCCCAGUAAUAUGUUCUCAUUUUGCUCAAGAACUUUGGCCAGAGCAGGGCAUAGAAGAUUCUUUCCAAACAGUGAUAUUAAGAAGAUAUGAAAAAUGUAGAAAUGAGAAUUUACACUUAAAAAUUGGUUGUACCAACGUGGAUGAGUGUAAGGUGCACAAAGAAGGUUAUAAUAAACUUAACCAGAGUUUGACAACUACACAGAGCAAAGUAUUUCAACGUGGCAAAUAUGCAAAUGUCUUUCAUAAAUGUUCAAAUUCAAACAGACAUAAGAUAAGGCAUACUGGAAAGAAACGUUUGAAAUGUAAAGAAUAUGUCAGAUCAUUUUGCAUGCUUUCACGCCUACCUCAACGUAAAAGAAUUUAUACUAGAGAGAAUUCCUACAAAUGUGAAGAAAGUGGCAAAGCUUUUAACUGGUCCUCAACCCUUACUCAUUAUAAGAGUACUCAUACUGGAGAGAAACCCUACAAAUGUAAAGAAUGUGGCAAAGCCUUUAGUAAGUUCUCAAUCCUUACUAAGCAUAAGGUAAUUCAUACUGGAGAGAAGCCCUACAAAUGUGAAGAAUGUGGCAAAACCUUUACUAAGGUCUCAACCCUUACUACACAUAAGGUAAUUCAUACUGGAGAGAAACCCUACAAAUGCAAAGAAUGUGGGAAAGCCUAUAAGUGGUCCUCAACACUUAGUUAUCAUAAGAAAAUUCAUACUGGAGAGAAACCCUACAAAUGUGAAGAAUGUGGCAAAGCUUUUAAUCGAUCUGCAAUCCUUACUAAACAUAAGAUAAUUCAUACUGGAGAGAAACCCUACAAAUGUGAAGAAUGUGGCAAAGCCUUUAGUAAGGUCUCAACCCUUACUACACAUAAGGUAAUUCAUGCUGGAGAGAAGCCCUACAAAUGUAAAGAAUGUGGCAAAGGCUUUAGUAAGUUCUCAAUCCUUACCAAACAUAAGGUAAUUCAUACUGGAGAGAAACCCUACAAAUGUGAAGAAUGUGGCAAAGCCUAUAAGUGGCCCUCAACCCUUAGUUAUCAUAAGAAAAUUCAUACUGGAGAGAAACCCUACAAAUGUGAAGAAUGUGGCAAAGGCUUUAGUAUGUUCUCAAUCCUUACUAAACAUAAGGUAAUUCAUACUGGAGAGAAACCCUACAAAUGUGAAGAAUGUGGCAAAGCCUUCAGCUGGUUCUCAGUCUUUAGUAAACAUAAGAAAAUUCAUGCUGGAGAGAAAUUCUACAAAUGUGAAGCAUGUGGCAAAGCCUAUAAGUCAUCCUCAACCCUUAGUUAUCAUAAGAAAAUUCAUACUGGAGAGAAACCCUACAAAUGUGAAGAAUGUGGCAAAAGCUUUAGUGCAUUCUCAAUCCUUACUAAACAUAAAGUAAUUCAUACUGGAGAGAAAGCCUACAAAUGUGAAGAAUGUGGCAAAGCUUUCAACUGGUCCUCAAACCUUAUGGAACAUAAGAUAAUUCAUACUGGAGAGAAACCCUACAAAUGUGAAGAAUGUGGCAAAGCCUUCAGCUGGCCCUCAAGCCUUACUGAACAUAAGGCAAUUCAUGCUGGAGAGAAACCCUACAAAUGUGAAGAAUGUGGCAAAGCUUUCAACUGGUCCUCAAACCUUAUGGAACAUAAGAGAAUUCAUACUGGAGAGAAACCCUACAAAUGUGAAGAAUGUGGCAAAAGCUUUAGUACGUUCUCAAUCCUUACUAAACAUAAGGUAAUUCAUACUGGAGAGAAACCCUAUAAAUGUGAAGAAUGUGGCAAAUCCUAUAAGUGGUCCUCAACCCUUAGUUAUCAUAAGAAAAUUCAUACUGUAGAGAAACCCUACAAAUGUGAAGAAUGUGGCAAAAGCUUUGUUAUGUUCUCAAUCCUUGCAAAACAUAAGGUAAUUCAUACUGGAGAGAAACUCUACAAAUGUGAAGAAUGUGGGAAAGCCUAUAAGUGGCCCUCAACCCUUAGAUAUCAUAAGAAAAUUCAUACUGGAGAGAAACCCUACAAAUGUGAAGAAUGUGGCAAAGGCUUUAGCAUGUUCUCAAUCCUUACUAAACAUAAGGUAGUUCAUACUGGAGAGAAACGCUACAAAUGUGAAGAAUGUGGCAAAGCCUUUAGUAAGGUCUCAACCCUUACUACACAUAAGGCAAUUCAUGCUGGAGAGAAGCCCUACAAAUGUAAAGAAUGUGGCAAAGGCUUUGGUAAGUUCUCAAUCCUUACUAAACAUAAGGUAAUUCAUACUGGAGAGAAACCUUACAAAUGUGAAGAAUGUGGCAAAGCCUAUAAGUGGCCCUCAACCCUUAGUUAUCAUAAGAAAAUUCAUACUGGAGAGAAACCCUACAAAUGUGAAGAAUGUGGAAAAGGCUUUAGUAUGUUCUCAAUCCUUACUAAACAUGAGGUAAUUCAUACUGGAAAGAAACCCUACAAAUGUGAAGAAUGUGGCAAAGCCUUCAGCUGGUUCUCAGUCUUUAGUAAACAUAAGAAAAUUCACACUGGAGAGAAACUCUACAAAUGUGAAGAAUGUGGCAAAGCCUAUAAGUGGCCCUCAACCCUUAGUUAUCAUAAGAAAAUUCAUCUGGAGAGAAACCCUACAAAUGUGAAGAAUGUGGCAAAACUUUUAGUAAGGUCUCAACCCUUACUACACAUAAGGCAAUUCAUGCUGGAGAGAAAACCUACAAAUGUGAAGAAUGUGGUGAAGCUUUCAACUGGUCCUCAAACCUUAUGGAACAUAAGAGAAUUCAUACUGGAGAGACACCCUACAAAUGUGAAGAAUGUGGCAAAGGCUUUAGUAUGUUCUCAAUCCUUACUAAACAUAAGGUAAUUCAUACUGGAGAGAAACCCUACAAAUGCAAAGAAUGUGGGAAAGCCUAUAAGUGGUCCUCAACCCUUAGUUAUCAUAAGA